AUGCCUUCAGAACAAGUUAGACUGAGCCAAUCCGCAUCUGCCGAAGCAGAGAAGCACAGGCAACUGGACAGAGAAAUCAGGGAGAUGGUGUCCGCCAUCACUCACCGGGUCACGGAUCUCCACAAAUCAUCCGGGUCAGGGUCAGCCCAGAAUCUGGAGGACGAGGAAGAUGACGGAGUGAGGAUCAUCACCCUGGCGGGGAACAACACCGGCGCCACCCUGCGAAGCGAACUGGGAGAAAAAUCAGGUCAAUUUCACGGGAGUGAAGAACAGGAUGAAUUGGAUACUUACGUGAACAGCAAUUUCCAGGCGAUAAACAACUCAAUGAUGAUGGGCGGUAGCUACGAGGCGAACGAUCCUGGAGUGUGCUUGGAUAUCUCGGAAUUCACAGGGCCACGAUCAGGACACCGUGAGAAGCAUGGGAAGAAGGCCAAGAAGGAGAAGAAGGAGAAGAAGAAAGAGAAGGAAGCCGAAGCCUCGUCCUCCGCCUCCUCCACUGAGCAACACCAUUCUGGUUGAGAUAAAUGCUGUGGUUGUGCAGUUCUGAAACUAUACGUCCAAUUCUUCCUUGAAAAACGCGGGUGGAGCUCGUUGAUUUCCCGUUUGCCUCUUCAUUGUGUGUUUGUUCCCUCCUCCUUUUUUCCGCACGUAAUUGUUAUUUUAUUUCUGCGCUAAUCAUGGGUGAAGGAAUCGGCUCUUAUUUAUCAUUAUAGGUUUAUUACAUCAUAAUAAUGGUGUGAUGACUAAAUAACAUUACUUUAUUUAUUUUG
Messenger RNA from Neltuma alba, 770 nucleotides. RefSeq lists its product as uncharacterized. The transcript has a single exon. Lineage: Eukaryota; Viridiplantae; Streptophyta; Magnoliopsida; Fabales; Fabaceae. The record is from RefSeq and is a predicted model, not a curated record. The coding region runs from base 1 to 519 and encodes 172 amino acids.